Messenger RNA from Punica granatum (pomegranate), 1036 nucleotides. Lineage: Eukaryota; Viridiplantae; Streptophyta; Magnoliopsida; Myrtales; Lythraceae. The record is from RefSeq and is a predicted model, not a curated record.
GGUUGAAGCCUCUCUCUGCUACAACUGCCCUCUUAUCUCCGAUCAGCUUGGCAACCCUAAUCAACAUAUACAAGAACAAUUAUUUCUUCUUCGGCAUUCCAUUUGGAAAGAAUCAUCUUUCAGGAAAACAGAGUCAAACCUCACCCCAUCGCUCUCUGUCGCUCUCAAUCUCGAGGAUGGCCGACCGUCGCACUGCCGGCCAUGUUCCGCCGCCGAGGCCAGCCACCACCACCGUCACCCUCCACCGCGCCCCUCCGCAAACCUCUACGAGGUUACUCGGCCUCCUCGCCCUUGCCAUCUCCGGUGGGGCCCUUCUGCUCCUCACCGGCCUCACCGCCGCCGCAACCCUGAUGGGCCUCAUCUUCUUCGCCCCGCUGAUUCUGCUCUCGAGCCCGAUAUGGGUCCCGAUCGCCGCCGUGCUACUCGUCGCGGUCUUUGGGCUGCUGUCCUUGUGCGGGUUCGGAAUAGCGGGCCUGGCUGCCCUGUCCUGGCUCUACAGGUACUUCAGGGGGUCUCACCCGCCUGGCUCGGACCAGGCCGACUAUGCCCGGAGGAGGAUCUACGAUACCGCCCGGAAUAUGAAGGAUUAUGCUCAAGAUUAUGGCGGUUAUCUGCGUAGUAAGAUGAAAGAUGUAGCUCCCGGUGCUUGAAUGAACAAAGUCUUUUUCACUGUUGGACCAGACAGUUGAUGCCUCCUAAUGAAUCUACUGCAGUUUUGUGCUGUCGUGGUUUGGUUAAUUAGUCAGCAGCAUUUUCUUUUCCAUCAGACCCCAUAGGGUGUUCCAUUAAUCCUAUCUGCCAUGGCCUGACCACGAGGUGCUUCUGUACGCUCCGCACGUGCCUCAGGGCUCAUGGAUGCGCAAUUUGACAACGGCACCGCUGUGGUUUACUUUACUCGCGCAUUUGUUUUGUUAAAAGGGAAACUUCAGUUGAGAAGUCUGGGGGGAAGUUUAAAACUAAAUAGGCAGAAGCCCUUUUUAUAGGUUUUUCUUCAAGAUAAUUUGAGACUGGUGGGCUAUGUGAUUCUUGGCGACCA